Trematomus bernacchii (emerald rockcod) is the source of this 2863-nucleotide messenger RNA. It is a transcript of the gene tomm34, whose product is annotated as translocase of outer mitochondrial membrane 34. Gene Ontology annotation, cellular component: mitochondrion; cytosol. The coding region runs from base 301 to 1230 and encodes 309 amino acids. The transcript has 8 exons. Lineage: Eukaryota; Metazoa; Chordata; Actinopteri; Perciformes; Nototheniidae. The record is from RefSeq and is a predicted model, not a curated record. Gene Ontology annotation, molecular function: heat shock protein binding.
AAGUGAAAGCAACACUGCUGCAGCUCAUAUUCAUCCAUGCUGUAGCUCAAGAAAAACCGAUAAGUAACUACAGCUAACCGGCAAGUUUUAUUACCACACCCCGCUUGUAAGCAGAGGAAAACCCCGCUAGGACGAACAACAAGGAGAAUAAAAAGUUUAAAGAGUAAUGUCAGUAUUAAUAACGCGUUCAGAUAGUUUUGGGUACAGGUAGUCGCUUUUUCUGUCAUUUGUGUCGUGAAGAGGAGAACUGUGUCGCUUUUUCUCCGAGGAACCGAGAGCAGGUAACGUUUAAAAGCAGAGAUGCCUCAGAAACAGAGGUCCAAGUCCUGGACGGAGCUGAAACAAGCUGGAAAUGAAAGUUUCAAGACGGGCCAGUAUGGAGAGGCCAUCAAUAUCUACAGCCUGGCCAUCAAAGAGCUGGAGAAGUGCAAUAAAAAGGAGCCAGAGGAUUUGGGCAUUUUGUACUCAAACCGUGCAGCCAGCUAUCUAAAAGAUGGCAACUGUGCUGAGUGUGUGAAAGACUGCAAUAUGUCUCUGGAGCUGUUCCAAUUCAAUGUGAAGUCCCUGCUCCGUCGUGCUGCUGCCUACGAAGCUUUGGAGCGCUACAGGCUGGCCUACGUCGACUACAAGACGGCUCUGCAGAUCGACUGCAACAUCGCAGCGGCUCAUGACGGCACCAACAGGAUGACGAAGGCGCUCACAGAGGCAGACGGUCUGUCAUGGAGGGAAAAGCUUCCUCCCAUCCCCGCCGUUCCCAUGUCUGUCAGAGAAAAACUUGCUCAGAAAGCCCAAGCCAACGCAGCGCCACCAAACGCUGCACCCACACAGAACGGCACCCAACAAACCAGCAAACCUGCUCUCAGUGAUAAAGACGUGAAGAAAGCUCAGCUCCUGAAAGAAGAAGGCAACUCUCUGGUGAAGAAAGGCGAACACAAGAAGGCCAUCGAGAAGUACAGCCAGAGCCUCAAACUCAAUCCCACCGAGCCCACCACCUUCACCAACCGGGCGCUGUGUUACGUGUCGGUGAAGCAGUACAGAGACGCCAUCAGAGACUGUGACGAGGCUCUGAUGAUGGACAGCAGGAACAUCAAGGCGCUCUACAGGAAGUCUCAGGCCUACCUGGGGCUCAAGGACAUCCGAGCCUGCGAGGACAGCAUCAACGUGCUGCUCCGAGUGGAGCCCAACAACUGUGCUGCCAUGAAGCUGCUGGAGGAGGCGCACAGGAAGUGAGGAGCGUCAGGGGGGGGGCGGAGGGGCGGUAAGAGUCGCUCACUGCACUGCGUCCACAACCAAGAGGAAGCAAAGUCACUCUAGUUUCAGAAUAAGAGCCCGGAAAACAGCCGUGCAGCGACACGAUUCAGCCGCUUUAAGUCAAAGACUCGACCUGCGUUUCCCACAAAGCCUCACUCACAUCGAGCACACGUUUGAUCUGUUUACUGUCUUUGGAACAAACGCGGUUUCAGUGUCACUGAGUAUUUAUGGUUAUUUAAACGAGCUGGAAUGAUUGCAUUAUAAUUCUAAAUCAGAAUAAACCUUUACCGACAUGAUUUGUUAAAGUGGAGCUCCUGCUUAAUGCAGAAACUUAAAUGUGAAAAGUCCACUUGUAUGACUUCUUACAUUUAGGUCACAUGAUCCCAGUUCCUUUUGCUGAUGUCUGAGGCAUAAAAAUGAGUUAAUAAGUUUCCAUUAACCGAAAAAGCUUUUUUUGCCAGGACAUCAAAUGCAGCUGGUUAGGUUCCAGGUAGGAGGGGGUGAGAAUAAAUACCAUCUUAUUCUGGUAUUUAUUACUUUAUAUAUUGUGAUGCAGUAAGGGUUAGGACAUCCAAUGUACAAAGGUGUGAAACAAUCACAGAGCCAAAAGUAAUGAGACGAAGUAAAAAACACAUUGGAAACAGUUGGACCCAUUGUCUCUCAGUAUAAACACCGGGCUUUUUUCAUGAAAUAAACUCCAUAUUGAAGCCCACUUUAGAAAAUGUGGUGAUCAGUAAAGGUUUACUCUGUUUAAAUUCAAAGUUACGAACAUCUUUUUCCCACAGAAUGUUCUUCACAACGCAGGAUGAAUAAAGUACCUGAGGCUUGUGAGUGUGUGUUUCUCAGUGGAAUGAUUGCAGAGAUUCUUCAUGUUAGGGUUUAAAAUACUUUGCCUUGGCAUUAUAGCAUGUUUUAUUACCUUUAACACCACACUUCAGCAUCCGUUUUUGCUCCUCAUGUACUUCUGGAUUAUUCUGGCAAAUUGACUUGAACUCUACUUAAUCAAACUGUUAAUAACGAUAACCUCGAUUUCACUUAAAGGCAACAUAACAUAUUUUUUACAUGAGUUUUGAAGCUUUGCCAUUAAGUUUCAUCGGCCCACACCUUAUCUCCCGUCUCAUUUUAGACUUCCGAGAGUCAUCUGAGUCACUCCACUGAGUAAUUGUUUGUUUUUUUGUUCAGAGCCUCAGUUUGUUCCUCAUUUGAAAGACAACAAUGUGAACCAAGUAAAACGGUCCUGAGGGGUCAUUUUAUAAAAGUACUAUCCAUAUCGUUCCUCCGAUUGUUUUAUUGUGAAAAAUAAAGGUGAAAUGUCUCAUGGGUGAUCCUGCUGUAGCUCGGCAAACUCCAUCUUGCCUGAAGUGCCUGUCUCAUCCUCCGUCUGCUCUGCGCCACUCUCUGCUGACACGUUAGUAAGAAAGAACACCUCCAGUUAGCGUAGAGAAGGUUUGUGAAACGCAUCUAACUUACUUCUGUCUGCAGAGUGACCGCAGCCCCACUCUGUGUGAUCUGAGCUCCUUUUGUUUUAUCACAUUUAGCUGUUUUGGUAAAUUGCAAUUUCUGUCAGCCUGCUUCUGUUUUAACGUCAAAUAAACGUAAGGAAUAAACACAC